Macrobrachium nipponense is the source of this 2702-nucleotide messenger RNA. RefSeq lists its product as uncharacterized. The record is from RefSeq and is a predicted model, not a curated record. The coding region runs from base 1113 to 2537 and encodes 474 amino acids. The transcript has 12 exons. Lineage: Eukaryota; Metazoa; Arthropoda; Malacostraca; Decapoda; Palaemonidae.
GGAAAUACCUAAUAUUUUGCUUUUGUGAAUUGUGGCAAAUUUUGAGUUAUUUUUCUUACUCAUUAUUAUUUAAUGUCUGAUUCAUGUUUGAACUGUGUUUCAAGUGGAAGAACGUUUAAUUGGUAUAAAAAGAAUUGCAUAAUCUUUUAGAUUUUCUUGUAUUGAAUUUUCAAUGACUGUGACCGUAAAGUAAUGGGAGAGAGUUCGUCCGGAAUAACAGGUUUAAAGUUUGAUGCGCAUGUUGCCCUUUUGAAGUAAAUAUAGUAGGUGAUUGCUAUUUUUUGUAACACAUUCUGGAUAACCUCUCUACUCCAGUAACAACUAUAUGGAACCACAAAGGUAUGGCACCACUUUCUGUAUUUUAAUAAUAUAACCCUUAUAUGUUUCUCUUUCAGCAUUACUGCGAAUUUAGUUAUUGUUUGCGUUGCGCCGAGGAUCUCGUUUAAAGUAAAGCGAAUUUCGGUAUUAUUGUAUGGCCUCGUUUCGGUUUUCCGUGAAGUUCGUGGAGCUAAGUGACUGUAAGAACAGUCGAUCUCUAAUUAAUUCCGGGACGUGGAAAUUUCGGAUUUGUUUGCUGAAUUGUAGAGUAAUUCGGCGUCAGAUCUUCAAGCAUCGGGUGACCACACUUGGAUUUGUCCAAGAAAUGGAGAUCCUCAAGAAAGAAGAAUGCAAACUAAAAGAUAAGUAUUUUUCAUGAAGGACAUUUAUUUCUGUAUUUGAUACAUAUCGUAGAAUCAUGUAAAGGCCGUUUAAUUUUAAAAGUCGUAUGAGGAUUUUGUAAAGCGUAAGUUGCCGAUAUGUGGAAUCUAAAUUGCAUUUUACUCCCUUGUUAAGUAACCACUAUGAAUGAACAGUUGAGUAUUAUACACGUCUAACUUGUCGCAAAUUUUCAUUAAAUGAAAGCUUUUGAUAGUAAAACAUGAAUCGCAAUUCGUAUUAAUGAAAUUUUCUUCCUUGUCUCUGUGUAGAUUUCAUCUGCUCUUCGCAAAUGUUUUGCCGUUCCUAAUCCAGUUAUCCAGCUGCGACUUAAGAGUUCAGUGAGUUUGUAUGGCUUAAUUCAGGCGUCUUCAGUCCGUUGGUUUAGGAAUUUAAAUUUUGCACAUGGGUGUGACAUGACGGUCCGCACGCAUACUGAUCAGACGAGGGUCAUCAUUUUCAAGAGCAAGAUGAAGGAAUUCAAACAUGGGAUACCAGCAACUGCUGUUGUGUUGUUCCUCAUCAUCCUUACCACACAGGUUAUGCAGCACCACAGAAAUGCGAGCAACGAGAGGAUCCUGUCCCGCCAAAAGAGGCUCCUCUUCUUCACUUCCAACAGGCUUCUUCGGCUGCCUCCCUCGACCGUGCUGGCCAUAACGUUCACCUUCAACACGCCCUUCUUGAACGACCUGCCCACUGGUUAUGGCACCAAUAUGCUCUUCAGCAUACCUUUAGUUAUAAGUUUUGAUGACAAGGGACUGACGUCAGACGAGAACCCUUUUGGCUUGUGGCCUUUCAGAAAAAAGCGUGACCUACCCAACUUCAGGCAUUUUCCAGAGUACGGGCACGUUCCCAAUGACGUGCCCGUCGUUGACCUCUCCAACGGAGAAAGGAGUGUUGUGUAUCAAGUGUUGGAAGGCGUGUUACACAAUAUGGGUCUAGAGGGCUCGCCUUGUUUGCACCGGGCUAUCUGCGAAUACUACCAGGAUCCGCUGAAAUAUCACGGCUUUUUUGGUGAAAUGCUCGAGUUGCUCUUCAGCCCCAGCAACUCCAAAGACGCCCACAUACACCUGGCGGAAUAUGUCGCUGCAGAGAAGAUGGGGAAAGCGACUAAGAAGUGCGACGUCUACGAGAAGCUCUGUCCCCGAUCCUUAUAUAAGAAUGGAACUGCAGAGCACAUUGGCGUAGACGCCAAGGACCGCCAGAAACGUUUCAUCUACUUCACACGUGACAGGCGACUGACCUUCCCUCCCUCCUCCACCUUCUUCGUGACCUUUAGUCUGUCUCUGCCCUCUGGGCGUCUGUUGAACCCAGGCUAUGGUUCGGGAUUAUCGGUAUCUCUUCCUGUUGGAGUCAGCUUGCAAGACGUAGGGCUGACAACACCUGACCAUCCUUUUGCUGACUUCAAUAACUUCACGUUCCUGGACGAGCUUAUUCGGGGGAGGCGCGAAGUCGGCGAAGAGGCCCACGGAAUCAACUGGGCCGGAGGCGACAGGGAGGUAAUGUACACCGUUGUACAGAAUACUCUGGAGAGCAUUGGUAUGAACGGGAAAGUUUGUUUGCUGAGAGCCAUCUGCGAGAUUUUUCAAGCACCACUCGAUCGAUACGGUAUUUUUGGAGAAGCCUUGGAGAUAUUCUUAAGCCCGAGUCUGUCGCCGUACGCAGAAUUCCGUCUGGACGACUACCUGGAGGCUGAGUUGGUGGGAAGGUCUACGGGAGUGUGUCUGGAUUAUCACGAGCGCUGUCCGCACUCAUUGUUCAAAGACGCCAAUGACGAACCUGAGCAUCCCAUGGACAUCAUAGACUCUUUAGUGUCUCUGAUAAAACACAGAUGGACGUGAUGACGCCUCGACCCCUCCCCGUGACUGGAAGACUAACUCUGACGCAGGUGGAGUAGAGAUGGUGUAGGUUCUUGAGCGCUCCGAUCGCGCGAUCGAGCUUAUUUGUGACUGACGCCAACCUAUGACAGUGGACGGAAUAAGAUUCUUCUUUUUUGACUAUAUAUA